Sphaerulina musiva SO2202 is the source of this 2084-nucleotide messenger RNA. RefSeq names its product oligosaccharyltransferase alpha subunit. NCBI's taxonomy places the organism in Eukaryota, Fungi, Ascomycota, Dothideomycetes, Mycosphaerellales, Mycosphaerellaceae. Gene Ontology annotation, cellular component: oligosaccharyltransferase complex; membrane. The transcript is spliced from 3 exons. The record is from RefSeq and is a predicted model, not a curated record. The coding region runs from base 37 to 1506 and encodes 489 amino acids.
GGCAUUGAUGUUCGAUCCAACACCACCACCACCACCAUGAGACUGUAUUGUGCCCUGCUGGGCCUGAUCGGCAUCGCCGUCGCCGAGUCGAAUCUGACCUACGAAUCCCGCAAUAUCCUCCCGUCGACAUUCGCUCCGCCGAAGCACUUCCGCAACGUGAAUCUCGUGCGCAACAUUAACCUGGAGAAGAACUACCCCAAGGAGACGAUCAACGUGGUCAUUGAGAAUGUCGACAUCAAGGCACAGUCGGAGUACUAUCUGCCCAUGGAGCAAGACCUGUUAGGGCGAGUGGGUGGGUUGGAGGUCAAGGACAAGAAAGACGCGGCGAAUACAGGGUUCAGUGUCGAAGUGGUUGGCAUUGACCCAGCGAGCUCCACCGAGUUCUACAAAAUAACCCUCCCGAAAGCCCUCCAACCCAAGGAGCAGCAGACACUCUCCAUCACGUACUUCGUGCUCGCCGCCCUCGAGCCCCUUCCCGCGCAGAUCCAGCAGAAUGACAAGCAGUAUGUAUUUCACAAGUUCUCCGCCUACGCACCCAGCGCCUACACGACUCUCAAGCAGAAGACCAAGCUCAAGCUGCCGACCACCAAUGUGCCCGAUGCCGUGACGCUGCCUGCUUCAUUAAACGCCGAGGGCAAGGAGGACCCGCAAAAGCAAGGAUCUACUUUCACCUACGGACCCUAUGAUGAGCGCGAGGCAGGAGCGGUGCAAGAAGUCAGUGUACGUUACGAGUUCACAAAGCCGUUGACCCACGUGUCUUUGCUGGAGCGAGACAUUGAGGUCAGCCAUUGGGGCGGCAAUGUUGCGACUGAGGAGCGAUACGUCCUCACCAAUCGCGCUGCUACGUUGAAAGACCACUUCUCCCGAGUGAAGUGGACGCAACAAAACUAUUACAAUUCACCUUCGAGCGCGUUGAAGGAGCUCAAGUUCCCUCUCCUUGUGGGCAGCGUGGACCCAUACUUCACCGAUGACAUUGGCAACGUUUCGACAUCUCGAUUCAGGUCCAAUGCCCGAGAGGCAAGCCUCGAGCUCAAGCCAAGAUACCCAAUCUUCGGUGGCUGGAACUACAAGUUCCGUGUUGGUUGGAAUGGCCAGAUCAAGAAAUUCGUGAGAAGCUCUGGGGACAGCUAUGUGCUCAAGGUACCUUUCUUGGAAGGACCAAAGCAGAAUGAGGGCAUCACGUACGAGCGUGUUGUCACGCGUGUUAUCCUUCCUGAAGGAGCGAUCAACGUUCGCUUUGAGACUACAGUACCUCUCGUUUCGAACACUACCGGUUUGCACAGAACGUUCCUCGAUACAGUUGGCCGGACGGUGCUCAGCCUCACUGCUAUCAAUGUGGUCGAUGAGCUACGAGAUCGCGACCUUAUCGUUACAUACGACUACCCUGCCAUGGCCAAAUUCCGCAAGCCACUCACGAUUUUCGCUGGCCUAGUGGCCACGUUUGUCGCAGUGUACGUUGUUGCUACUCUGGAUGUCAGCAUAGGGAAGAAGCAAAAGUCAGGCUAGAUGAAAGCUGCUAACAAUAUAAACGAAUGUAUUAUAUCCCACAAUGAAUCUUGCAAGUCAAAACACCUCGAAUAAGGUACUCUCUUUGCACAGUUGUGCUCCUUGCAGGCGCACUCCAGCGGCUCAAGAAGCUACUAGAGUACAUGCCCACUCGUCGAGCCUGUACAUGAAUCUCAAGACCUCUAUUCCACCCCCUUUUUUCAAAGCUUCGCCUCCGCGCCACCAAUACAAGUCCAUUCCUCGUCCCCAAUCUCCGCCAAAUUCAACACCUUAUAACUCCCCCCCAUCCUCCCCUGCACAUCUUCCCAAUCCCUCCCCACAGCCGUCUCCGGCCUCCAUCUCCACGUAUACUGCAUACUCGGCUCCAAUUUUUCCUGCAUGGCUUGUACAAUAUAUUUUCCAAUCACAGGAAUAUACUUGUAUCCAUGUCCCGACGCGCCGACUCCCAGUGUCAGACGCGCGUAUUCCGGGUGGCGCGUGAUGAGAAAAUCGCGAUUCGGAGUAUCUGCGCACCAGCACAUGCGAGCGAAUGUAAAAGGGCGGGUGGAGAGGUGGGGCAUUGUUUCGUGGAGGAAUAG